Hyaena hyaena (striped hyena) is the source of this 1924-nucleotide messenger RNA. RefSeq names its product izumo sperm-egg fusion protein 1-like. Gene Ontology annotation, cellular component: acrosomal membrane; plasma membrane. Gene Ontology annotation, biological process: fusion of sperm to egg plasma membrane involved in single fertilization; heterotypic cell-cell adhesion; sperm-egg recognition. Bases 470 to 1903 code for a protein of 477 amino acids. Gene Ontology annotation, molecular function: protein binding involved in heterotypic cell-cell adhesion; signaling receptor binding. The transcript has 9 exons. The record is from RefSeq and is a predicted model, not a curated record. Lineage: Eukaryota; Metazoa; Chordata; Mammalia; Carnivora; Hyaenidae.
GUCUCUAGGGAAGUCCGGGGGGGCCCAUGUACGAAGGUAGAAGUUGGAGGCUGUGGGAUUUCCUUGUAGAUUGAGGUGGCCCUCGAGGGUCACUCAGGUCAAAGGCUGUCCACAUCACGUGGCCAGCGUCAGCUUCGCUCCAACCACAUCCUUAAUUUUAGUCGUGGCACGAUAGAGUGGAAGGACGCGGCCUGCUGGGCCCUGCUCAAUGCCCUCCGCCUGGGUUCCUCUCUUCAGUGAAUCCUAGUAGUAUUCGAGCGGACGACAUUCAAGUUCAAGGGCGGACAGCGGCUGUUCAGGGUGCAUUGGGACUCCGGACUCCUCGGUUUCCUAACCGAGAAGUGGGAGCUCUGCAAAUUGUGGGUCUUAGUCUCGAGGAACAGCUUUUGUCCCAUUUGUGAUCACCUUGACGGUGUGGGGUAGAAGGAUUCUUCCUGGCGUUCUGCACAGACUGAGAGCUCUGGCGGCAAUGGGUCCUCAACUAGCCCUCCUGGUGGGGGCGCUAGUCGGGUGCCUGCUUCCUGCCCGGGGCUGUAUAUUAUGUGAUCCUAAGGUCGAAUUGGCGCUGAACUCCUUGGAAAAGGAUUACCUGCCUACCCACAUUGGGCGAGGGCGUCAGCAAGAAGUGAUGAAAAAGAUAAGACAAACCCUGGAGAAUUUCAAAGAUCUGCCAGAUUUAAAGCCAACCUAUGAUAGGAUUGUCGAUGAUGUCACAAUGAGAAUGGCAUCCACGAGUUUUCUGAGGAGUCUGAAAAUGAUCACAAACCGUGGUUUAACAGGUGACACUUUCUUGAAGGAGUUCUCCAAGAUGUUGACUCGGGAAAAGGAAUCGUUUUGGCGCAAUGUAACUCGGUUCCUAAAACCUGGUUUUUGUCCGAACAAAUGUGGUAGGUUGUUGCAGCUUCUGAGGUAUUGCGAUAAUUGCACGAUGCACACCAAAAGUUGUCCAAAGUCCACAGAUUGCGGGGUGCGCCGAAUUAGCGUCUAUGAAAAGGAUGACAUGAACCUGGACUGUCAGCUCGACUGGCAUACAAUAGCUGAAGGCGUGACCAAUUACAGCUUUUACAGGGUUUGGGGGAGCAAUUCUGAGACCUUGAUGUACCAGGGAAAACGGCCAGCCCUGGCCAAGCCCCUGGUGCGGCGAGAGGACGCAGGUAACUACCGCUGCGAGCUGGGCACCGAAAGAUCGGGUCCAGUCUCGUUCAUCCGUUUUGAAGUCACAGUGUUGCCUCAAAGAAUCAUUGUCCAGCCAAUGUCCAAGUCUUCAACCUUUGUAACCCGGACAUCAACCACUGGAACAAAGUCAUUAAGCAUUGAAACCCAGUCCCCAACCAUUGGAAUGUCAUCACCGGCCAUUGUUACUGAGGCAGAGGAGGAAAUCGGGGAUGACCUGUCCCCAGCCCAAGAGCCCUCGGAGUGUCCAAAGCCAAAGAAUGUGCAGAGAAACCGUCUAAUAGGGCUGCUGAUCUGGUGCUUCUUCCUGCUGAUAUUGGGCUUUGUCACUGGCGUACUUUGCUUUCAGUCUGAGAAGGUGCUCGAAUUUUUAAACUCCUGGGGCCACACCGACAAGGCAGCUGCUCCACCAGAUGAGGUUUCAGAGAGUCGGCUAUCCCAGAGCCCGCUGCCACAGGGCAAGGUUUCCCAGAGCCAGCCUCCACGGAGCCCGCUGCCACAGGACAAGGCUUCCCAGAGCCAGCCUCCACGGAGCCCGCUGCCACAGGACAAGGUUUCCCAGAGCCAGCCUCCACGGAGCCCGCUGCCACAGGGCAAGGUUUCCCAGAGCCAGCCUCCACGGAGCCCGCUGCCACAGGGCAAGGUUUCCCAGAGCCAGCCUCCACAGAGCCAGGUUCCAAAAGUUUCAAAAGUUCCAAAGGAAAAGUCCACAAGACGAAAGCCCAAAUAAAGUUUUAUCUGGUUGUCAAUA